Messenger RNA from Nematostella vectensis (starlet sea anemone), 1655 nucleotides. RefSeq names its product WD repeat-containing protein 74. Lineage: Eukaryota; Metazoa; Cnidaria; Anthozoa; Actiniaria; Edwardsiidae. The transcript has 10 exons. The record is from RefSeq and is a predicted model, not a curated record. Bases 33 to 1262 code for a protein of 409 amino acids. Gene Ontology annotation, molecular function: protein binding. Gene Ontology annotation, biological process: ribosomal large subunit biogenesis. Gene Ontology annotation, cellular component: preribosome, large subunit precursor; nucleolus.
AGUGUCACGCUCACGAAUUUAGCUAUUUCAAAAUGGCGGACGAUAUGUUCGCGGAUUUGUGGGUAGGCAGUGAAACUGGAUUUCUCAAAUCUGUUGAUUUGAAGAAGGGUUCUUUCAAGAAUGCGGACGAAUUACAAGGGGCUGAGGGAAGGAAAGACAACGAAAUAUGCGCAAUGUGCUGGCUCAACGGUCAAGAUAGUGAGAUGCUGGUCGGUUUAAGGAGUGGUGUUGUAAAAACAUAUAAUUCUGACCAAAAUACUGUGGUAUCAGAACAUUGUAGUCUUGAGCCUGGUGAUGUCCUUAAAGGAAUGUGCAUUGAUGGAAGCUUCCUGGCUACCUGUGGUGAAAGUGGGCUUGCAAGAGUAUGGAAUAAGAAUGAAUGGGAAAAGAAGGCAGAAUUCAAAGUGGGCAGUCAUGUAUCAGCAUUUAAACAAAACCCCAGCAGCCUCAACCAAGUAGGGAGUGGUGGGAGAGAGAAUGAUCUUAAACUGUGGAAUCUUGAAAACCCAGGACAAGCCACAUUCAAAGCUAAGAAUGUGCGUAAUGACUCGCUGGAUCUGCGUGUACCGGUAUGGGUGACAGACAUCGCAUUUCUUGACUCUGCAUCGCCAUCACCAACAGUUGUCACUGGCUCUGGUUACCACAGCCUCAGAGUCUAUGACACAACGGCUCAGAAACGACCUGUGUUAACAAUGGACCUUGGGGAAUGCCCAAUAUCAAGCAUUGCAAUACCAGGUGAUGAGAAUUUAAUAAUUGCUGGUAACACAGAAGGGACCCUUGCAGCCAUUGAUAUCAGGAAAGGAAAGGUCGUUGGGCAUUUUAAAGGCUUUGCCGGCGGAAUUCGCUGCGUUGCCUGUGACAUAAAGCAUGGUCUUGUUGCUGCUUGCGGCCUGGACAGAUUUGUGAGAGUGUAUGAUACCAAAACAAGGCAGCUUCAACAGAAGGUCUAUCUGAAGUCACGACUCAACUACAUACUUUUUGCAAACAAGGAAAGGCCAAGUGAUGUUGCUGCAGACCCCGCAGUGGACGGUGAUCUAGAGCCCAAUACAAGAUCGUUGGACGGUGAUAACUCAAAUGAGGAUGACGAUGAACUGUGGGCAAACAUGGAAGAAGUUUCUACCCAACCCAAGAGGCGGAGUAAAAAUCCCACAACCGACAAAUCCACUAAAAGUACGAUUUCUCUUUUUCCCCUUGCCAUAUUUAAAAUGUCAGCAUACUGCUAUUUCCUUACGAUUUCUGUUGAUAUAUUAUCUCUGCAAUGACUUUUGUUGAUUGUUUCUUCUUGGAUUUUAGAACUUAAGAAAGCGAAGAAGAGUAAAAAGAGUCUUGACGGACCCUUGUGACGGAUCACUCGCAGUCGAGCUGAAAAGGUUUAGGGGAACAUAAAAGCGACCGAUUGGAUUUUUAUGCAUAAUAAUACCGACCAUUCACCCACUUUUUACAAUUCUUUCCUGUAUAUCCACUCUCACAGGAACACGUGAAUGAAGGUGUCGUCGCAUUUGAUCGGGGUAAUAAGGGGGCCUUUGGCAUGGGGAUGCUCGACGGAGAAAUUCAGAAAUAACUAUGAAUGGACGCGUCACGUCUAUAAGAUACUAAUACCGACUUCACUAGAUUGUAGUUCGAAUGCUCUCAUAUAAAAAAUAUAAAUACACCAA